AUGGAUUCCAAUCCAGAAUGCAUUCAGCCUGCGGACUGGCAGACUGGUAAAGCUGUGCCAGUCUUCCUUCUCCACGAUGGAGGCGGCACAACAUUCUCAUACCACUGUUUGGAACCUCUGAAACGUCCUGUAUACGGCAUUUAUAACCCCAGCUUCCACAGUGGUGAGCCCUUUGACGGAGGGCUCAAAGACAUGGCCAAGCUUUACACACGCUGGAUCAUCGAAACUGUCGAGAAGCCCGACUUUCCCAGGCAGUACAACUCGGAUGGAAAGAUCCCAAUACUUCUCGGCGGAUGGAGCAUGGGUGGCCACUUGAGUCUCGAGAUCGCCAAGCAGCUUAACCCCGAGGAUACUGAGAUCCGAGUCAUCGGUAUCCUUAUGGUUGAUACAGUUUACCCGCUCAAAUACUCGAGCAACAACCGUAGGAGACCGGGCGAAGGUGCAGAAAGCAGGAACAAAAAUCAGAUCCUCGCUGACAUUGCCAUGGCCGAUGCUCGCCGCAUGAUUCAGUCUUGGGACCCUCCGAUCUGGGAUGAGGACUCUAUAGGAGAGAGGCCCCGAAUUUCUCUGCUCCGAGCCAAAGAGGCCGUGCCAUUCAAGGACGGCGAAAAGAAUCUUGUGGACAUGAGCCGCGAGGAGCGAAACCUUGGAUGGGAUUCGUAUGACAAGAAUCUAUUCUCCGAAGUGGUGGAUAUUGAUGGUCAUCACUUUGAAGUGUUUGCAUUCAAGUUUAUUGAAGAUAUCUCUGAGAAGAUGAGGGAGUCACUUGAUGGUUUGGAACGUGCUUCUCGAAGCUGA
This is a messenger RNA of Fusarium graminearum PH-1, 798 nucleotides long. RefSeq lists its product as uncharacterized. The transcript has a single exon. Lineage: Eukaryota; Fungi; Ascomycota; Sordariomycetes; Hypocreales; Nectriaceae. Gene Ontology annotation, biological process: biosynthetic process. Bases 1 to 798 code for a protein of 265 amino acids. The record is from RefSeq and is a predicted model, not a curated record.